AUGUUCAAGUACAUUUCGCUCGCUCUUCCAUUCCUUGUAUCCUUGCAAAUGGUACACGCUUUCACCAACGGCUAUAAAUGGACAGAAGAAGGUGCAGUGGCUCAUUGCGGCACAGAUGUCGGGCAACAAUGCAUACAAGUGGAAAAGUCACCAGAUGGUUUUACCAUGAAAAAUGAUGCAAACUUAGAUAUCGAAUGUACUCCUUCUGGCCUUUGCGCUUUCGCUUUCGACUUUGAUAGACAAUUUGCUAACGUGACAGUCAAUUGCUCAGGACCAAAUUCAACUCCGGUCGGCCGUAACAUUUUUGCCACAUUUGGCAAGACUGAAGUAUACAGUAAAGGUACCGAGUAUGCAUACUUCUACGUCUAUGGUGAGCAAACUUCAGCCAUGUGGGAAAGUGAUCCAAAAUGGACGAUUGCGAGCAGAGCAGACGUCCCCCAUUACUCCUCAAAGAAGGCAGAAACGUUGCACGUCAAAUGCUCUGUAGAUCAAUGA
Messenger RNA from Meira miltonrushii, 495 nucleotides. RefSeq lists its product as uncharacterized. The transcript has a single exon. Bases 1 to 495 code for a protein of 164 amino acids. Lineage: Eukaryota; Fungi; Basidiomycota; Exobasidiomycetes; Exobasidiales; Brachybasidiaceae. The record is from RefSeq and is a predicted model, not a curated record.